AUGACAGAGUACGUUCGGAUGCGCGCGAUGACAUUACAGGUUAAGGUAGCGAGUAAUGGAUACGAUGAAGUUGAUUAUUUUUCUCAUCAAGACGAUAUUUCCUCUACGGCUGUAGCGAAAACUCCGAGACCCGGCACUUCAUUUAAUAAGCAAAACGAUAAAUUCCAACGUACUCCUGUGAACAAAAGAGUAUGCACGACAGCUGUGACAAGAAUUGGAGUUGGCGCCUUCACUGCACGGGCACAAAGCGCAAAGACAGCGUUGCGCACUGGCUCGCGUGCUUCGCGUGCCGCCACAAGCCUCGUCGGGGGCCCUGCUUUGAAUGCCCCCGUAUCCCUUAGGUUCUUUUCAAAAGAGGAGAAAACAUUUUUUCCAGCGGCGAAAUCGUUGUUCGAAUACGUUUUUUAUUGUGAAGAAGACAUUCGCAAGGCGAGAAUUAAUGAUCAGAUGGGCAACUCCGCCCUCGCAGUGAAAGAUUAUAGAAUGGUCGCUAUUCAAGAUCCAUCAAAUAUGGAAGCUGUAGCAAAUAUUGCCAUGUAUAACUUUUACAACGAUCAACCUGAAAUUGCCAUGCGUUAUUACAGGCUCUCUACUUUUCAACAGAUCCAAUAUCGAAAGCCGAUAUUUGGUUCAACCUUGCGCAUGUGGCAUUGUCUUCUGGUGACA
This is a messenger RNA of Iphiclides podalirius (scarce swallowtail), 666 nucleotides long. The record is from the annotation of a GenBank genome assembly. Lineage: Eukaryota; Metazoa; Arthropoda; Insecta; Lepidoptera; Papilionidae.